UGUAUACCUCCCGCAUAUCACGAUUCACGAGUGGGAGAAUCCGCGCGCGCAUGCCCAGCCGACAACAGCCUUGCUCGUCAACGGUUGGGUUUCUUCGUAGAAGGACAUAGGCAUGCGGCUCCUGCACACCACGAGGCACGACUUUGUCGAAUUCUACGACGACGGAACACCGCCAUACGCCAUCCUCAGCCACACCUGGACUGCAGGGCAAGAAGUCACAUACCAGGAAUGGCUCAACCACAACGAUAUAGUACGGGCCAGGGUGGGGUAUCGCAAGAUCCAAGAUGCUUGCCGGCAAGCCCGGAAGGAUGAGCUUGAGUGGAUCUGGAUCGACACUAUCUGCAUCGACAAGUCCAGCUCAGCGGAGCUUUCAGAAGCCAUCAACUCCAUGUUCGCCUGGUACCGCGACGCUGCCGUAUGCUACGUCUUCCUCGCAGAUGUGCCUCCAGUCGCCGACCACCCCCGCGACGACAACUAUCUCCCGUUCCGCCACAGUCGAUGGUGGGGUCGCGGAUGGACGCUCCAAGAACUCCUCGCGCCGAGCUCACUAGCGUUCUUCGCAGCCGACUGGUCCUUCAUCGAGACCCGGGAGAAUCUUGCGGGCCAGGUCAAGCUCGUGACCGGUAUUGCAGCCGAGGACUGCAAGCGGGAGAUCCGAAAGGCCAGCGUAGCCCGCAAGAUGUCCUGGCUUUCGCAGCGAAAGACGACAAGAGUAGAGGAUCUGGCCUACUGCAUGCUCGGAUUGUUCGAUAUCAACAUGCCCUUGCUCUACGGCGAGGGGUCCAAGGCAUUCGUCAGGCUCCAGGAGGAGAUCAUCAAGCGCAACCCCGACCAGACCAUCUUCUGCUGGACUCGCGACGAUCUGGUCCCGCCAAAUUGGCUCGGCAUGCUAGCUCCUAGCCCCCACGUUUUUGUCAACUCGGGGGGGUUCCGAAGGAUCUCGUACCUCGAGGAUCUCUAUCGAGAUGCGAGCAUAUGGUCCAUCACCAAUCGAGGGCUGUCCAUAAGCCUGCCCAUAGUGCACACGUGUGAAGGCGCCCUUAUAUGGCUACACGAGGCGAGAGCCCACGACGACCUGCGAACAAUGAUUGCCAUACCAAUCAGUGGUCGGAGCUGGACUACUCACGGAUACUAUCGACUGCCAAUCCCUUGUGGCCCGAUCGUGUUCCCGAGCGACGAGUCAUCGCCCUUCAUGAGUGGGAUGAGCGGGAUGAAGUCACUAACCCGGCUUCACCUCCUGCCCACCUACGACGUCUCAUCGCCAACCAUCACACAGGUGUGCGACACCCGCGACCUCGAGGCUGAAAGGUCGGGACAGCGCGACCCCAGACUCCAGUUCGUGCUGGCCGCGGACUGCCCCGGGUUUUGGACGGCCUACGCUCACACGGGCAGUGAACGGGUAAAACGUGGGAAUAAGCUCACAAUGAUUGACACCAUACCUGCGCCCGCCUCUGCGCUGUUCGACCAAGAGACGGGCCUGCUGCAGUUGGUCCGCGUGUCAGCAGGUAGUUGCAAGAUGCUGGCUGCCGCAUUGGAGAUCAAGUACAGCCGGAACAGCAUGAGCCAUGGGCCAUAUUCUUAUCUCAGGAUCCUUUUGGCGUUCAAAGAGCCACUGAAUGCUCCAGGAGAGCAUCGGGGGCAUUACUGCAGGGUCACCGAGUACGACAUGGACUCGGUGGAAGAAUCAAAUAGGAUGGCAUACGGCGGCAGAGAGCUUUUGAGAUUAUGGUUCGAAUCACAACUUGACCAGCUCGGCAAGGGAGAGCUAAGAGCCCAGCCAUCAGUUAUUUCGAGCCAGAAUGAUUUUGCUUUGCGAGUUUUGGAUUCUAUGGCAUCUUGCACAAGUGGCGCUAUUGUCACUGCCAGACUGGAAAAGAAGGCUCGACGAGGGCUCAACAUAGCUCGGCUAUACCGAAAGGUCACUACUGGUGCGUCAUGAACGCAUGGAUCGUCCAGAGGUGAGAUCUAUAAUGCGAAUCAGGCGUAUCGGGGAAAGAAAUGAGUCUUAUUGCAGAUGCAGCUAUUAAUAAUGGAUUUUAGAAAUCCAUAACGUAAUCAGGUCCGAUUAUUGACCUGUGCGUUGGGGCGCUUCAUCUGAAGGCCCUGGGGAUGCGUACUACCUAAAGACAUAAGCAUUGCACAAC
Microdochium trichocladiopsis is the source of this 2144-nucleotide messenger RNA. RefSeq names its product heterokaryon incompatibility protein-domain-containing protein. The transcript has a single exon. Bases 113 to 1939 code for a protein of 608 amino acids. The record is from RefSeq and is a predicted model, not a curated record. Lineage: Eukaryota; Fungi; Ascomycota; Sordariomycetes; Xylariales; Microdochiaceae.